Molecule: messenger RNA, 1491 nt
Organism: Clonostachys byssicola
Lineage: Eukaryota; Fungi; Ascomycota; Sordariomycetes; Hypocreales; Bionectriaceae
Source: the annotation of a GenBank genome assembly
AUGAACCAUCUCCCGAUGUUGGCGCCACGGCUACCAGGCCACUCCCCGCCAGCCAGCUUGCCACCAGCAUCGAAGGAGCACACGGAAUUGGAGUGGGAAUCGAAGAAAUCCAUCAUUAAGCAUCUCUACAUAGACGAAAGUCGUAAGUUGAACGAAGUCAUGGCCAUUCUUGAGAAGAAGCAUGGCUUCGCUGCAACUGAGCAAAUGUUCAAAAAACGACUGCGGAAGUGGAAUUUCCGCAAAAGAACGUAUCGGAAGCACUCACAUGCUACUUCUCCUGUCACUCCUCUCCAGCGAGAAGAGGAAGAUGACAAUGCAGAAGACGUCCCAAGAGUUUUUGUGCAGGAAACUACAGCCCUUACUUGUCUUCAGCCUUCGCCCCUCGAGUGUCACGCCAGGCUUGAGGUCAUCCUUGGAAGCGUAUUGUCUUGGAGCUCCGAGAAGCUUGACACAUACCAGAUACAGUCGGACCAAAUGUCCAAAUACCUGGCACACCCCAACCAGCCACCUAUCGAGGAUAGCCGGACCUUGUAUCGAACAUUUGAGCUCUUUUUCGAUAUGUGGAAGUAUGGAAAAGGUAACUUGGCCGGCCUGGCAGCAAGGAAGGGGUUCUACAUCCUCGAAUAUGUCUUGACUGUGGACCAUCCAGACUUGAUCUGGCAUAUGCUUGAUAUCAUUUUCGACAUGAUACAAAAGAAUCAUAUCCAGUUAUUGGGGAUGUUCCUUGGCCAUGCCACCGCUCUUGCAGAGGCCAGGCUACCUAAGCAGCAUCCCCUUGUCAGAAUUCUCCACCAGCUUCGCAAGUGUGACUUUCAGACCGAGGAAGGGCGCCAGCACGCGACACAUGUUCUACGGCAGGCUUGGUUACGAAAUGUUGAUUUAUUGGGCGAUCGUGUCAGCUCGCCGCCCUCUGAUAGCCUAUGGCUCUAUGAGCAGCUGAUAUGGGAUGCGCGAACCAACCUACGGAGAGAAAGCAACCUGGCGAGAAAAGGCGAAGCCAUGACUAACGCGCUGGAGGCGCUCGCGCUGAGUCGGGAAUCCGAGCCUGGGGAUGAAUCGAAUGCAUCGGACUCGCUGAGAGUGGCGGCUCUCAUGCUGGAAUUUGCCCAGAUGGAUUUACAAAAUAAAGAGAAGGCAAAGGAACUGGCUGUCUCGCUCCUGGAGAGCACGCAGGACUCGGAAACCUGCACCGGGGCUAGAUUCCAUGCCUAUGCGCGGAAGAUGCUCGCCAGGAUACAGCAGGGCAGAUGCGAGUGGGAUUUGGCGGAGGAGAACCUGAAAAUGGCAAUCCGAAAGCGUGAGGCUGCUCAUGGCACAGACAUCGAUAUCCGAGUUGUGCGCGACAUGUGGGUUCUUGCUGACCAUUACCGACGAGCCGGCAAGCCAGAGGUCGCUGACCUUGUUAUCGAUGACGCGCUUUCUCGGGCACAGAGAUAUCUGGAGGGUAAUGAUUUGACGGGAGUUAAAGAAAUUGGAUACACAACUUUAUAG